AUGGCUUCGAACUCUGAUACUGUCUACACCUCGGUUAAGGACUACUACGGCAAGGUCCUCGAGUCGUCAAAGGACCUGAAGACCAGCGCCUGCACCACGGGCUCUGCUCCGCAUCCGAUUGUUCUCGAUGCGAUCCGUAAGAUCCCCAGUGCCGUUACCGACAAGUUCUACGGCUGCGGCAACCCUAUCCCCCUUGGAAUCACCGGAAAGUCAGUGCUCGACCUGGGAUCCGGCAGCGGCCGUGACUGCUACGCCGCGGCGGCACUGGUUGGUCCCGAGGGCUCGGUGAUCGGCGUUGACAUGACUGACGAGCAGCUUGCCACGGCCCGCGAAAACAUUGGCGAGUUUGCAAGGACCCUCGGGUAUGCACCCAACCUGAAGUUCCUGACCGGCUACAUUGAGAUGCUGCGCGAGGCUGGCGUCCCUGAGAAGUCGAUCGAUAUCUGCAUUUCCAACUGCGUCAUUAACCUUGUCUGGCCUGGUGCUCUGUACACAAAGGAAUUCGAGAGCAUCGCCCAGACCAUUGGGUUUGCGCGGCCACGCAUUCUGGCAAUCUCGCACAUUGAGGUACACGACGCUGAGCUCAAGGCACUGGUCAAGGACAUCAAGUUCUACUCAAUCACCUACCGUCUGUUCAAGGUCGCCGAGAAUGACCAGAAGGAGAUUGCUCGCGGCCAGACGGCCACUUAUCUGGGUACAGUCGCUGGCCACGAGGAUCAAGAGCUGAAGACAACAUCCACCGAAUCGCUGAUGGAGAGUGCGCUGACAGCUAGCUGCUGCAAGCCUAAGCAAGACAACCCAGACACCGUGCGGCUGUCGGGCAGUCUGGCACUGGAGAAUAAUACAAUGAUCGUACUUGAGACGGGUGCCGGCAAGACGCUAGGUCGGUCGCCAGAGAAAAUGCGGGUGUUUCUCAACAACACUGUUGCACUGGUGCAGCAGCAGGCGCGGGUCAUCAGCGACAAUACCCAGCACCGGGUCGAGAAAUUUGUCGGGUCGGCAGGCAUUGAGGCAUGGGGCAAGAGCGGGUGGAAGGCGCAUUGGGCGAAGAGCACUGUUCAGGUCAUGACCCACCAGAUUUUCUUGAAUGCCCUGCGCCACGGAUACAUCAGCCUCGAGGAUAUCGACUUGCUGGUGAUUGACGAGUGCCACCAUACCCGCGGCAACCACCCAUAUGCGCUCAUCAUGAGCGAGUUCUACCGGCUGGCAGAGCCUAGCAAGCGCCCGCAUGUUUUUGGCAUGACGGCGUCGCCGCUCAACUCGCGGGAGGAUGUACGCACCUCGGUGGCUCGACUGCAGGCCUUGAUCAAUGCAGACCUGUGUACAGUGGAUUUGUCGCUUUGUAAGGACAUUGUUUCCAAAGCAGAAAGCAUAUGCUGGGAGUACCCGUUGCCGCCCGAGUUCCCCGAGACUGAGCUGACAGCAGUGCUCUUCAAGGCGUGCGGCCAGAAUGCAAAGCUGGCAGACAGGUUCGAGAAUGCGCCCUAUCUGCUGCAGCUUCUUGGACCCAUGGGUGUCGAUCUAAUGUGGCACCAUGAGAUCCAAAAGUGGCACAACAGCGUUCUGACUGAGGGGCUGCGGCAGACAUCGGUUCCUGAGGCGGCAGGAGCAGUCACUGGUACAAUUCAGAGUCUGCACCACAAGACGCUGACUGCACAGGAGAGCCUGGGUCCGCGUCGCCAGGAGGUAGUGGAGUUGCAGAGCGCGCUAGCCAUCGACCGUGAGUUUGGCGGUAUGGAGGUUGCGCGCACCAUGAUCCUGCAGCGACUUGAAUUGCUGGACAAUGACGCAAACAUCGAAAAGGCUGCCAAGCGGCUCAAGGCGCUGGACGGUUCAGGUGACGGGAAAGCCAGGACACGGUGGAUUCGCGCAGGUCCAUGGAGCGAUGUGCGCCACCUUCUAUCGCCGCAGGUCAACGCGCUGCUGGAUAUUCUGAUGUCAUGGCGCGACCGUGCCAACGAGCUGCGUGGAAUCGUGUUUGUCAACCGGCGUCUUACCGCAGUUGCGCUCGUUUCUGCUUCAUCACUGCUGAUGCGCUUGCUGGGUGCUGCGCGCGGCGGCGGCAAGGCAGUUCGCCCGCUGCGACAGGGUGCCAUACGGGUUGCCAAUCAGACGACGCUGGCGGACUUUGCCCAGGGAAAGGUCAACCUUAUAUUCGCCACGCAGGUCGCCGAAGAGGGCGUCGAUGUGCAGCCAUGCAAUUUGGUAGUCCGAUUUGAGAUCCCACAGACCGUGACAUCCCUGAUCCAAUCCCGUGGGCGCGCGCGUAAGGCCGGAUCGCAGUUUUAUGUAAUGGUGCCUGGUAUGGAUGAGGAUAUAAAUAAGAGCGCCAUACACAAGCACAUGGGCACGCGCAUGGACUACGAGAGGCUGGUUGAGAUGGAAGGGUUCUUGAAGGACUGGUGCAACAGCCAUAUGUCCCGCCGCGCGUCACCAACACCGAUCACCGCAAAGCCUGGCGAUGACCCAGAUAUGGAGCUUGAGAGCGACAGCGAGAGCACAAAGGUGGUGCGCAUUGGACGUUCGGGGCCAGAAUACUGGCAGUUUCUGCAACGCCAUACCCUGCGCGAGUUUUCGGCAGACAACCCUGAAGACGAUGAGAAGGAGCUGUGGAUCGAGAGCCGCGACCGCUCUGGCCGGGUAUUCACUGUACUAGCAUCUGGUGCCAAGAUCACGUACCUGUCGGCGAUCCAGAUUAUAUACCGGUAUGUUCAGACACUCCCACAGAAUCAGUACGAUGCGCUCGAGCCCGCCUAUACGAUCACCGAAGAACUGGAAGAGGUGGAAGAAGAGGGAUCGCUGGCAGGGCCUAAGUCCAGUUCGGUCGUGGCCGGCAAGAAGCGCAAGAAGACCCCACCCAGGACGCUGUUCCGCUGCUCACUGACACUGCCAGCCAAUGCAGCGCUGCGGCGCAUCAACGGGCCGGCAAUGCCGACCAAAAAGCUGGCCAAGCAGGUCGCCUCGUAUCGCGCCGCCAAGAAGCUGCAUCAAGUUGGAGCCAUUGAUGAUAGCCUGCUGCCUGUCGUCGAAGUGAAGCCAAACUUGUCGGCAACGAUUGGCAAGAAGACCGGACCUCUGCCGAAAGGCCAAACCAAGGGUUCACGCUCGGCCGUCAACAACUAUGCAAUCGCUACCCCAGAGGCAUUUAAGCGGGCUGCACCUGCCUCGGCAGACCGGGAUGCCAUGGACGUGGACGGCAAUACGCCAGCCAGUAAUCCAUCGCUCUGGCAUUUCUACUGGAUUUCUCUGCAGCACCCAAAGGCUGAGGUACCCACAUCGAUCAUGCUCGCCACUGCCAACCCGCUGCCGGAUGACAUCGCUGUGCCGCUGUACAUUGCGCAGUAUAACGACAGCACAGAUCUGUCGCCGGAAUAUAUUGUGCCAAGGUAUAUGUGGUCGCGGGAGCUCGACAAUGCGCAGAUCGAUGACCUGGCGUCGUUUACAUCAAAGGUUAUGAUCCGUACGCUCAGGCAUGGCUACGUGUGGGAGACAAAUGAGGUUGGCAUCUUGCUGGCCCCGCUCACCACAGACUGCAACAGCGUCGAUUUUGAGUUCGCCCGCACAUGCUUCAAGGACCGCAAGGCCGUGUACAGGGAAGGGUUUGACUAUAGGCAGCUGGUUGGCCAGCUGGUUAUGGACGCGUUGGACUCUGGUAACCUCAAGGUCGUCACCAAGGUGUGCCAUGACGCCGAUGUCAACACCAAUUUGCCGCAGUACCAUGCAAUGACUUCGGUGCUGGAUGAUAUUGAUAUGGCCAUCGAAGCCAAGCAGCAGGACCCGCAAAUGACUGUUGUAUAUGAGCAUAAGGCAACUUUAGUGAUGCCACCUAAGGAGCUCACUUCGACGCCAUGCCCGCCGCCAUCUGCAGUAUCCGUGAAUAUGAGCACUGACACCAGUGGUACCCCGACAUCGUCAGCGGCUUUGGCUGGCACGCCAAAGGCAUCGACUCGUCGGCGGAUCAAAACCAUGAAUGAGUGGUCCCGCAACAAGCGCGUGCGCUACAUGCUGCCCAAGGAGGACGAGGGCGCAGCCGGCGUUCCGCUAUUGAUGGUCAAACCGGUCGAUUUCUCCAACAACUACCUGGCGCCCGUGCAGUUCCAUUCCCCGCCAGUGACCGUAUCUGAGGGACCUGGCCUUGAAACCUAUCCAGAUGGCAUCUACACAACACCGUUCUGCUGUGCGCGUGAGCCACUGGGUCUCACCGAUGUGCUGAACCUCACCUUGCUGUCAUCAUUCCUGACACGACUCGAGCAAGUCCUAGUAGCAUUUGGCGUCAGGCAGAGGCUGUCGCUGAGUGCCGAGACCGAGACAGUGCGGUGUGCAAUCACAGCGUCCAGCUCAUCGAUGGAUUGCGACUACCAGCGGCUAGAGACACUGGGCGACUCGAUACUCAAGUUUAUCACGUCGACGAUGCUGUUUGUUGAACAUCCGGCCGACCACGAGGGGCUGCUGACGUCGCGUCGCGAGCACCUUGUUAGCAACUCGCAUCUGUUCCAUCUGGCCACUCGCAUGUCGCUGGCUGAGAGCAUUAUAUCGCUUGCAUUUUCGAAGCGCGAAUGGCGGCUACCGGGCCAGGGAUGGAAGCGACUGCACGACAUCUCGACCAAGUGGAUAUGCACACCGGCUGUUGAGAACAACAGGGUACUGCGGAAGGCUGUAGCCGCUGAUCCGCAAGAGAAAGUCGAAGAUCCUGACGCUGUCACGAGCACUGGCAAGGCCAGUUCCGAGAAUAAGCCACACACGGCGCCGCGUAAGCAAACUCGCGACAUUAUCACUGAGCGGCCGUUGUCGGAAAAGACUGUCGCUGAUAUCAUCGAGUCGCUGCUAGGCGCUGCGGUGCUGGAUGGCGGGAUUGAAGGCGCGCUAGCUGCUGCAUGCUCUCUGAAUGUUACUGACAGCAGAUGGACUGAGUGGCAGCAGUUUGGCAAGGUCUGGCAUGCAGGCCAGCGCGAGAAGAAGCGACGUCUUGCUGCACUGCAUAUGCACCAGUUGGAGUACAUAGCAUCGCUGAAGCAGUCAUUGCUGCUGCUGCCUAGUGGUACCAAUGAUAUUGAACCGCUGACUCACCAGCUAGGAGAGAUUAUGCUCGAUACGACCGAUGUCAAUUGUUCGGCACCCGAUGGCAGUGUUGACGACGGUAUCUCGGGGCUGCUCAGCAGUUUGACCAAGGCACCAGCUGGAUGGGAAGCCAUGGCUGAGCACACCCUCGGGUACAGGUUCCAAGACCGCGCAGUGUUGGUCGAAGCCCUGACGCACUGCAGCAUGAUGGAUCUUAACUCUGCCAGCUACCAGCGGCUGGAGUACCUGGGCGACGCUGUUUUGGACUACUUUGUGACCAAGCGCUACUACAACUACAAGCCCGAGUUGGUCCCGCACCGCAUCACACUGGUCAAGCACGUCGCUGUCAGCAACGACGUUCUGGGACUGAUCCUGGUGUGCAAUGGCCUGCACAGGUUUUUGCGGAACCAGUCGCAGACAGUCAAUGCUGCCAUUGCAGACUACGAGGAGCGGUUCUGGGCUGUACGGCAGACCGUCGCAGAUGCUGCGGCUGAAGACAGCAGUUGCCCUAUGGUUGACAGCACAGACGUGUACCAGAACCUGCCGCCCGAGUGCUGGAACCUGGUGCCGGCACCCAAGGUACUGGGCGAUCUGCUCGAGUCGCUGCUGGGUGCUGUGUAUGUCGACUCGGGUAUGGACUGUGGCACUGCACAAGCGCUGUAUGAGCGUCUGAUCGAGCCAUUCCUGGACCGGUUUGUGGACUCUGGCAAGCUGACGCUGAACCCAGUGAUCCAGAGCCAGCUCAUUUGCCAGGCAUGGGGCUGCAGCGCAUUCACCUGGGUACCCCUGGCCAACGAGGAUACAACCGACUUUGUCAAUCGCUCUGUGUGCGAGUUCCAGAUCCACGGAAGAACCAUUGUGCACACCAGAGGCGAGGGACCCCGCCAUGCAAAGUUCAACGCUGCCUGCCAGUUUGUGCAUCUGGUUGGAGCGGCUGCCCCGAACGCCCUCGACGGCAACCUAGCUACCAUGCAUGGAAUCGAAAACGGCGGGAAGACGAUGGCCAUACUCGACGAGCUGCUGAAGCCGCUAUGUAGGUGCAAGGAGGAGCGCUUGGCCAGGGCCAGGGCUGAGGAGGAAGCAAAGGCGAGUCUGGAGGCAGAGGCCAGUGCUGAGAUUGUUGUGACUGCCAUGACCGUCGAUGCCGAAUAG
Molecule: messenger RNA, 6210 nt
Organism: Linderina pennispora
Lineage: Eukaryota; Fungi; Kickxellomycota; Kickxellomycetes; Kickxellales; Kickxellaceae
Exons: 8
Coding region: 1-6210 (2069 amino acids)
Biological process (GO): RNA processing
Molecular function (GO): ribonuclease III activity; DNA binding; ATP binding
Source: RefSeq, a predicted model, not a curated record